Messenger RNA from Neodiprion fabricii, 2049 nucleotides. RefSeq names its product ras-related GTP-binding protein A (gene RagA-B). The coding region runs from base 437 to 1357 and encodes 306 amino acids. The transcript is spliced from 6 exons. Lineage: Eukaryota; Metazoa; Arthropoda; Insecta; Hymenoptera; Diprionidae. The record is from RefSeq and is a predicted model, not a curated record. Gene Ontology annotation, molecular function: GTPase activity; GTP binding. Gene Ontology annotation, cellular component: nucleus; lysosome; Gtr1-Gtr2 GTPase complex. Gene Ontology annotation, biological process: regulation of autophagy; cellular response to amino acid stimulus; positive regulation of TOR signaling.
CUAUAUUUUGUAGAUGGCUAGGGCAAAUUCUGAGACGUUUAACAGUACUUGCUGAAUGGCAGGGUAGAAUGUGAUUACGCACGAUUGUCGUAAGAAUAAAGACUGGUGACAUUUAUUGUGUAAAUUGAAAAUUCAUGAAGAAAUGAGCAGCAACAAGAUUCAAUCCUGUUCCGUACGGCGAGCGAGACUCGUUUCCAGCGCUUGAUAAACGGCACAUUUGCUGCACCAGCCGCCCCCGAGGUCUAUCAACAAGUAUUAAUCACAGCCACGAUUUGAUAGCAGACAGCAGCACCACACUUAGCAGUACUUUGACAAGAGAUUGACGGUGCUCAGUGGGUGUUUUCACUUUUCGCGAAUUGGGCCUUCUCAUUUUGCUUAACUCGGAGCAAGUUUUUCCACCUGACACACGUUCCUGACGAACAUCAAAAUUUCCACGAUGAAGAAAAAGGUUCUAUUAAUGGGCAAAAGUGGCUCUGGCAAGACCAGUAUGCGCAGCAUCAUAUUUGCCAACUACAUCGCUCGGGAUACACGGCGUCUUGGAGCAACCAUUGACGUGGAGCACAGCCAUGUUAGAUUUCUCGGCAACUUGGUGUUGAAUUUAUGGGAUUGCGGUGGUCAAGAAGCAUUUAUGGAAAACUAUUUCGCUUCCCAAAGGGAUAACAUAUUUAGAAAUGUUGAAGUAUUGAUCUAUGUGUUUGACGUCGAGUCUCGAGAGUUAGAUAAAGACAUGCACUAUUAUCAAAGCUGCCUGGAAGCCAUUCUGCAGAAUAGUCCUGAUGCCAAGAUAUUCUGCUUGGUCCACAAAAUGGAUUUGGUUCAGGAAGACAAAAGAGAUUUGAUAUUCAGAGAGCGUGAAGAAGAUCUGAAGAGAUUAAGCUUGCCAUUGGAAUGCACGUGUUUCAGAACUAGCAUAUGGGAUGAAACACUAUACAGAGCAUGGUCAUCAAUUGUUUAUAUGUUGAUCCCAAAUGUUAAAGAGCUAGAGCUAAGCCUAAACCAAUUUGCGAAUAUCAUAGAUGCGGAUGAGGUUCUACUUUUUGAACGUGCAACGUUUUUAGUAAUCAGUCAUUGUCAAAGACGAGUGCACAGAGAUGUUCACAGAUUUGAAAAAGUCUCGAACAUAAUCAAGCAGUUCAAACUUAGCUGCAGCAAAUUGGCGGCUCAAUUUCAAAGCAUGGAAGUGAGAAAUACAAAUUUUGCAGCCUUCAUUGAUGUCUUUACGUCAAAUACAUACGUCAUGGUUAUCAUGUCCGACCCAGCCAUACCAUCAGCAGCAACACUUAUAAAUAUUCGGAAUGCACGAAAGCACUUUGAAAAAUUGGAGCGUGCCAGUCAGAGUUCAGCAUUGAGCAGAUAGAAGUUACCUCGACCCAGGCGCAGCAUCACCCGGGUCCAGUCAAUUCACCACUGUUGAGAUAAUUCGAUAAUUAAAAUGAGCAGUGACCACUAUUAGCAUGAAAAUUGUAACUUAUCUCCGAUUCAUGCCAUGGCUAAUGUGAGCAUGAGAUGUAGAGUCAAUAUUCUCAGUUUCUUUUUAUAUCCACUCUGUUUCUCUUAAUUUAAGCUCACUAUGAAGCCAUUCGUGUUCUGAAAAGAUACCCAUUCUCUCUGUAAUGAUACGUUUUGUUGUGCGAAUGAUGAAGAAGGAAGUAUUAAUCACUGUCCCCCAAUCGAUUAUAAAUGAUAUGCUGUAAGAUGCAAACACGUAUAUAUACGUACAUGUGCUGCCCAUAUGUUACUACUACUAUUAAUACUACUACACUGAACUUGAUUAUAUCGAGGGAAAGAGUGCUAAAAUCAUAAUUAUAACAGUUCAAUAUUGCAGAAAUUCUAAAUGCAUGAUCAGAUGCGUUAGCUCAUGUAAUUUCUCAAUUUGAAAACAAAUAAACUCGUUCUUCUCAUCAAUCAAUCGGUAAUCUUGGAAGAAGCCGUUAAGAGUAUACACAGCUCUCCAUGUCCUAUUCUAUGGUUUCUAGCACUCGUUCUCUAUUAUUCUAUUCUUAGGGUAAAUUUGUGCAUGCGUUCUCAUCAUUGUUCGCAAGAUGUUUC